GAGUCAUAUGAGCGUGUUGCUGGCUUCCUCGCUCUGGCCGCCGCCGCAGUUGCCGUCGUCUGUGUGCUACCGGGGGCUGGGAGGAGCCUUUGGGGUCUCCAUCGCUCCCGCUCGUGCGAAGAAGGAGCCGCCGCCGCCCGCUCGCCGCCGCCAUGCUGGCGCUUAUCUCCCGGCUCCUGGACUGGUUCCGCUCGCUCUUCUGGAAGGAGGAGAUGGAGCUGACCCUGGUGGGGCUGCAGUACUCGGGCAAGACCACCUUCGUCAAUGUCAUCGCGUCAGGUCAAUUCAGUGAAGAUAUGAUCCCUACAGUGGGCUUCAACAUGAGGAAAGUAACUAAAGGUAACGUUACAAUAAAGAUCUGGGAUAUAGGUGGGCAGCCCCGAUUCCGAAGCAUGUGGGAACGAUACUGCCGUGGAGUUAAUGCUAUUGUUUACAUGAUAGAUGCUGCCGACCGUGAAAAAAUAGAAGCCUCUCGAAAUGAACUGCACAAUCUUCUAGACAAACCACAGUUACAAGGAAUUCCUGUGCUAGUACUUGGAAACAAGAGAGAUCUUCCUAAUGCCCUGGAUGAGAAACAGCUAAUUGAAAAAAUGAAUCUGUCUGCUAUUCAGGACAGAGAAAUUUGCUGCUAUUCAAUUUCUUGCAAAGAAAAGGAUAAUAUAGAUAUCACACUUCAGUGGCUUAUUCAACAUUCUAAAUCUAGAAGAAGCUGAAGUCUUUCCUGGAGUCUCCCAGACCUUGUUGGCCAUAAACCCAGAAUUAUUGUCCAUUCCUUUGAUGAAGUACUUCCCAGAAUACUGUCCAUCAUGUAUCCGAGAACUUGCCUUUUUCUGAGUUAAUUUCUCAUAUGCACUGCUGAAGACAUGUAACCCUAAUCCUUCAAAAAGAAUUAACUAGAGUUGUCAUAAGUGUCAGCGCAAAAAAAAAAAAGGCUUAUUACACAGAGUUGCCUGAACCGUGUGUAGAGCUUUUCUAAAACAACUUUCAACCAUCUCAAAUCAUGAAAAAUGCCUAUUUCAGUUCUGGUCUUUUUGGUCCAGAUUUUUAUAUUGAUUUUGAGCAACUGUCGAUGGUAUUUAAUCAUAGAAUUAUGUAGCUUGAUACUGAUGUGUAACAGCAUGAAGAUUCUAGUGCCACAUACAGUAUUUAGAAAAACCUUUAAACCCGACUUGUGGGAUAUCGGCCUAUUGUUUCACUGUCUUAUCUCACAGAUGCAUGUGAAAUGUAUAUUUUAAGGCUUAGCAAUGGAAACUGUCUGCAAAGGGGGAGCACAAGGCACAAGAUCAACGUCACCAUUUAUCAUCUACACUAGCGAGGCCAUACCGAGUGAUUUUCUUUUAAAAUUUUUAUUUUUUUAGAAUAUACCACUUUCUGGUGAACCAUUACAGCCAAUGGUGGUUGGGAUGUGGGAGGAAUGAAGACAUGCUGUCUUGUAUUUAUCCAAAUCAUUGCUUAUAUCCUUUUUGGUUUUACACUUUCAUUAAGGGGGUAGGAUCAAUGACUUUCUCAAAAGCUUUCAAGGAUUUUGAGCAUUCCAAUCAGUGUAAUAACAUUUGCUAAAACUGUCAGACUUUGUUCAACACCUGCACAUCUUUUCUACCUUCAGUCAUUUGUCAGUGCUGCUGCAUGACACUUGAACUAUUGAAUUUUGAUACCCAAUCAUGAAUCAUGUGGAAUUUCCACACAAAAGCUACUUCUAAAACUGUUCUUUUUUUGUGUCUCUUAUGUAAGAUUUGGUGCCCUUUUGCAAGGUGCCACCAGACAUCUUGGUUAUUGUGACAACUCUAGACCGGCCAGCUUUUCUCAACGUGUUCUUCAUGUGUGAAGUCUACCGAUUGUACGAAAAGCUGAAGGUGUCGAAAGAAAAAGAGCCAGUUGAUCCUAUUAUUGAUUAAUUUCUGUAGUUUAGAGAAAUGGGGAAAUUCAGGUGAACUUCUCUCUAGCUUUAUUUGGUUACUCUGUGUAUCUAAAGGGACAUGCUUGUCAUGCUGGUUCAUUCAUAAAAUGAAAUUGAUGUAAAUCACUGUAGUAGAUAAAACUCUAUGGUUCAACUGCUUAUGUGUUGCCUCACACUGUGUGUGACUUUUUUUUAAAGCAGCACGCAAUGUAGACAGUGCAUUUUCCAGACUUGUUGAUCACGCCAAGUGGAGUUGCUGAUGAAUUAUUUUAAUGACUGCCAUUUUAAUUUCUAGGUUGUUACGGCCUUAAGAAUUACUGCACUGUGGUGCACAGACACUAUUUGUUUUUUUCCAGUUACAUUUUUAAAAGAGGGAAAAAAUGGGGCUUUUAAGAUUGUUCUCUUCCUUUAAAGCAUGUUGCAUACUUCCUAUACUAUGUUGGUGCUGUAGGUAAAGUUAUAUUAACCGGCUACUGUAGUUGAACAUCUUUAAUGUUCACGAUGACCUGCUAUACUUUAUUUAGCAACUUGCUUGUGCCUAAGCUGAGGAAAUUAAACUAGAAUGUGUGAAUCCUAAGAGGGGACCAGGUCGCUGUUUAGUUAAAUGACCUCUAGCUGAAUCUGAUGUGUUUAGUGUUUAUCUAAUUCACGACUUUCAGCAUUUUUAAGGUAGUCAGACACUACUACCAACUGUUUCCCUGUGCAUUAACCUCUGCAUGUGAAAACGUAGAGUUACCAAACUUUGUAAAUAAGUGAAUUUUUUUUAUUUAGGUGGGUGCAUUUCUGUCUGUUCACUGCUUUUCUCAGCUUUAUUCAAUACGCUUGCGUUUCCAGGGUUGUAUUGACAAUUUUAACUCGCAGAAUUACUCUAGAUGUGCAUCGUGACGGAAAGUAUUGACUUUAUUGGAGAAGGAGUGGAGAGACAAUUAUGGGCCUUCUGACCAGGUGCUUAUAGAAGUGAAAUUGGGCCUCAAGACUGUGGGCAAGAAAGAAUUGAAAUAAACGUUUAAAGUACAA
Tachyglossus aculeatus (Australian echidna) is the source of this 2914-nucleotide messenger RNA. RefSeq names its product ADP ribosylation factor like GTPase 8B (gene ARL8B). Gene Ontology annotation, molecular function: GTP binding; GTPase activity. Gene Ontology annotation, cellular component: lysosomal membrane. The record is from RefSeq and is a predicted model, not a curated record. Bases 153 to 713 code for a protein of 186 amino acids. Gene Ontology annotation, biological process: protein transport; anterograde axonal transport. The transcript is spliced from 7 exons. NCBI's taxonomy places the organism in Eukaryota, Metazoa, Chordata, Mammalia, Monotremata, Tachyglossidae.